This is a messenger RNA of Paramisgurnus dabryanus, 9306 nucleotides long. The record is from RefSeq and is a predicted model, not a curated record. NCBI's taxonomy places the organism in Eukaryota, Metazoa, Chordata, Actinopteri, Cypriniformes, Cobitidae.
AUGGCUAAAACUGUAAGUGACUCACAACAAGCCUACGAAAAACACACCCCUUUAAUUAAAAUUGCUAACGAUGCACUAGUUGACCUACCAGCCCCCUCCAACAUUUCAGUAUGAUGAAAUUUUGGCUCAUUACUAGGGCUGUGUUUGAUUACUCAAAUUCUUACAGGACUAUUCCUAGCUAUACAUUAUACAUCUGAUAUCACUACUGCUUUUUCAUCCGUAGCUCACAUCUGCCGAGAUGUAAAUUAUGGAUGACUUAUCCGAAACAUCCAUGCCAACGGAGCAUCAUUCUUCUUUAUUUGCAUUUAUAUUCAUAUUGCGCGAGGACUAUACUACGGAUCAUACCUCUAUAAAGAAACCUGAAACAUCGGAGUUGUUCUUCUACUUUUAGUUAUAAUAACAGCAUUCGUAGGUUAUGUCCUCCCAUGAGGACAAAUAUCCUUCUGAGGGGCUACAGUAAUUACUAAUCUUCUAUCCGCAGUUCCCUAUGUAGGAAAUACUUUGGUUCAAUGAAUCUGGGGAGGGUUCUCAGUAGAUAAUGCAACAUUAACACGAUUCUUUGCCUUCCACUUCCUCCUGCCAUUUAUUAUUGCUGCAGCCACCAUCCUCCAUCUUCUGUUUCUUCAUGAAACAGGCUCAAACAACCCCAUAGGACUUAACUCGGACGCAGACAAAGUUUCAUUCCACCCCUACUUCUCUUAUAAAGACCUACUCGGAUUUGCAGUAGUUCUGCUUGCCCUCACAUCCUUGUCGUUGUUCUCCCCCAAUCUCCUAGGAGACCCAGACAAUUUUACCCCCGCAAACCCACUAGUAACACCCCCUCACAUCAAGCCAGAGUGGUAUUUCUUAUUUGCCUACGCUAUUCUACGAUCAAUUCCCAAUAAACUCGGUGGUGUCCUAGCCCUAUUAUUCUCCAUCCUAGUCCUAAUAGUAGUGCCUAUUCUUCACACUUCAAAACAACGAGGCCUAACAUUCCGACCAAUUACCCAAUUUCUCUUCUGAACGCUCGUAGCCGACAUGCUUAUUCUUACAUGAAUUGGAGGCAUGCCAGUAGAACACCCAUUUAUCAUUAUUGGACAACUUGCAUCCAUUAUUUACUUUACAUUAUUUCUAGUCCUAAUUCCACUGGCGGGAUGACUAGAAAACAAGGCAUUAGAAUGAGCCUGCCCUAGUAGCUUAGCCACAAAGCAUCGGUCUUGUAAUCCGAAGAUCGGAGGUUAAAAUCCUCCCUAGCGCCAGAAAAGGGAGAUUUUAACUCCCACCACUGGCUCCCAAAGCCAGUAUUCUAAAUUUAACUAUUUUCUGGUUAUGGUAUAGUACAUAUUAUGCAUAAUAUUACAUUAAUGGAUUAGUACAUUAAUGUAUUAUCACCUACUUCAUAAUUUAACCAUAAAGCAAGUAAUUUAUACUAAGGUAUACAUAAACCAAUAUAAUUUUAAAACUCAUAAAUCCCAACAAAGACAUGAUGAUAUAUUCCCCAAAUUAUUGUUCACAAAAUUUUCCUUGAAUAACUCAAUUAACAUCUAUUGGACAAAUAUUAAUGUAGUAAGAGACCACCAACCAGUUUAUAUAAAGGCAUAUUAUUAAUGAUAGGGUCAGGGACAAUAAUUGUGGGGGUAACACUUAGUGAACUAUUACUGGCAUCUGGUUCCUAUUUCAGGGACAAAACUGCAUAAUUCCACUUACAGAUAAUUAUACUGGCAUCUGAUUAAUGGUGUAGUACAUACGACUCGUUACCCACCAUGCCGGGCAUUCUUUUAUAUGCAUAGGGUUCUCUUUUUUGGUCUACCUUUCCUAUACAUCUCAGAGUGCAGGCUCAAAUAACAAAACAAGGUGGAACAUUUUUCUUGCAUGAAUUAAUAUAAGUGAAUGAUAAAAAGACAUAACUUAAGCAUUGCAUAUGUUUAUAUCACGUGCAUAACACAUCCUUAUUCAACACAGCUUUAUACUAUAUGCCCCCUUUUGGUUUUUGCGCGACAAACCCCCCUACCCCCUACGCUAGGCGAUUCCUGUUUAUCCUUGUCAAACCCCGAAACCAAGGAAGACUCGACUGAGCGUAUCAAAAUCAAUGAGUUGAAGUAGAUAUUGAUUUAUGCCACCACAUUAUAUAUAUAUGUCACAUAAAAUAUAUAUGUAAUGAUUUUAUAUAAACCCAAAAACUAGGGUUAAAAAUUGAUAAAAUGAAGUCAAUACUAACUUUUAGGAGAACAAAUAUGCUCGCGUAGCUUAAAAUAAAGCAUAGCACUGAAGAUGCUAAGAUGAGCCCUAGAAAGCUCCGCUUGCACAAAGGCUUGGUCCUGACUUUAUCAUCGGCUUUAACUCAAAUUACACAUGCAAGUCUCCGCAGACCCGUGAGAAUGCCCUCAAUCCCCCGCCCGGGGACGAGGAGCAGGCAUCAGGCACAAAUUUUAGCCCAAGACGCCUUGCCACGCCACACCCCCAAGGGAACUCAGCAGUGAUAAAUAUUAAGCCAUAAGUGAAAACUUGACUUAGUUAGAGAUAAGAGGGCCGGUAAAACUCGUGCCAGCCACCGCGGUUAUACGAGAGGCCCCAGUUGAUGAACACGGCGUAAAGGGUGGUUAAGGUUUAACUAAAAUAAAGUCAAAAGACUUCUUGGCCGUCAUACGCCCCUGAACAUCUGAAGCUCAUAUACGAAAGUAACUUUAAUAUUAGCCCACCUGACCCCACGAAAACUGAGAAACAAACUGGGAUUAGAUACCCCACUAUGCUCAGCCGUAAACCUAGACGUUUUAUCACAAUUAACGUCCGCCAGGGUACUACGAGCACUAGCUUAAAACCCAAAGGACUUGGCGGUGCCUUAGACCCCCCUAGAGGAGCCUGUUCUAGAACCGAUAACCCCCGUUAAACCUCACCACUUCUGGCCAUCCCCGCCUAUAUACCGCCGUCGUCAGCUUACCCUGUGAAGGAUAAAUAGUAAGCAAAGUGGAAAAACUCCAAAACGUCAGGUCGAGGUGUAGCGAACGAAGUGGGAAGAAAUGGGCUACAUUUUCUUUAAUAAAGAAUAUCACGGACAACACUAUGAAAACUUAGUGCUCGAAGGAGGAUUUAGUAGUAAAAAGGAAAUAGAGUGUCCUUUUGAACCCGGCUCUGAGGCGCGUACACACCGCCCGUCACUCUCCCCGCCAGAUAGCGACAUAUGUCACUAACAUAAAAGCACAAACAAGGGGAGGCAAGUCGUAACAUGGUAAGUGUACCGGAAGGUGCACUUGGAUCAAAUCAGGGCGUGGCUGAGAUAGUUAAGCAUCUCCCUUACACCGAGAAGACAUCCAUGCAAGUUGGAUCACCCUGAGCUAACCAGCUAGCUAAACAUUAUACUAAAUUAACAACAUAAAUAACAUCACAAAACCUAAAUUUAUAAACCAAACCAUUUUUCCACCUAAGUACGGGAGACGAAAAAGGUUCCAUAAGCAAUAGAUAAAGUACCGCAAGGGAAAGCUGAAAGAGCAAUGAAAUAAGUCAUGUAAGCGUAAGAAAGCAGAGACUAAUACUCGUACCUUUUGCAUCAUGCUUUAGCAAGAACCCAACAAGCAAAGAGACCUUUAGUUUGUAACCCCGAAACCAAGUGAGCUACCCCGGGACAGCCUUAAUAGGGCCAACCCGUCUCUGUGGCAAAAGAGUGGGAAGAGCCCCGGGUAGAGGUGACAGACCUACCGAACUUGGUGAUAGCUGGUUGCCUAAGAAAUGAAUAGAAGUUCAGCCUUGUGCCCCCUUUUAUCAAAUAAGUAAAAUCUACUAUAGAAACUAAGAGAAUCACAAGAGUUAGUUAAAGGGGGUACAGCCCCUUUAACCAAGGAUACAACUUUAUCAGGAGGAUAGGGAUUAUAAUUUUAAAAAUUAUUGUUUCAGUGGGCCUAAAAGCAGCCACCUGUGCAGAAAGCGUUAAAGCUCAGAUGAUAAGAAAUUUAUUAUUUCAAUAAAACAUCCCAUUCCCCUACAUAUAUUAGGCCGCUCCAUGACUUCAUGGAAGAGAUCAUGCUAAAAUGAGUAACAAGAGAUAAACAACUCUCUCCUAGCACAAGUGUAAGCCAGCCCGGAUAAACCACUGGCAAUUAACGAGCCCAAUAUAAGAGGGAAAUGUAAUUAAAACAAAAUGCAAGAAAAUUCUACAAUUUGUAAUCGUUAAACCCACACUGGAGUGCCACAGGGAAAGACUAAAAGAAAGGGAAGGAACUCGGCAAACCCAAGCCUCGCCUGUUUACCAAAAACAUCGCCUCCUGCAAAACUCAAGGUAUAGGAGGUCCAGCCUGCCCAGUGACCACAAGUUCAACGGCCGCGGUAUUUUGACCGUGCAAAGGUAGCGCAAUCACUUGUCUUUUAAAUGAAGACCUGUAUGAAUGGCCAAACGAGGGCUUAGCUGUCUCCCCUUUCAAGUCAGUGAAAUUGAUCUGCCCGUGCAGAAGCGGGCAUACAUCUACAAGACGAGAAGACCCUUUGGAGCUUAAGGUUCAAGCCCAACCGCGUUAAGCAACUUACAAAAUAAGCAUUAAACCUAGCGGAAAAUGGCGCUUUACCUUCGGUUGGGGCGACCACGGAGAAAAAAAUAUCCUCCGAGUGGACUGGGCCGACUAAGCCUAAAACCAAGAAAGACAUUUCUAAGUAGCAGAAAAUCUGACCAAUAAUGAUCCGGCCCAAGGGCCGAUCAACGGACCAAGUUACCCUAGGGAUAACAGCGCAAUCCUCUCCCAGAGUCCAUAUCGACGAGGGGGUUUACGACCUCGAUGUUGGAUCAGGACAUCCUAAUGGUGCAGCCGCUAUUAAGGGUUCGUUUGUUCAACGAUUAAAGUCCUACGUGAUCUGAGUUCAGACCGGAGUAAUCCAGGUCAGUUUCUAUCUGUAACGUCACUUUUCCUAGUACGAAAGGACCGGAAAAAGGAGGCCCAUACCAAAGGUACGCCUCACCCCUAAUUAAUGAAGACAACUUAAUUAAAUAAAUGGAGGACCCACAACCUGAGCAAAGAUAACGCCACACUAAGAUGGCAGAGCAUGGUAAUUGCAAAAGGCCUAAGCCCUUUCAACCAGAGGUUCAAAUCCUCUUCUUAGUUUAUGUUAAACACUUUACUAAUUUACCUAGUUAACCCCCUCGCAUAUAUCGUCCCAGUCCUCCUAGCAGUAGCAUUCCUCACAUUAAUUGAGCGAAAAGUCCUAGGCUAUAUGCAACUCCGUAAAGGCCCAAAUAUUGUUGGACCCUAUGGCCUUCUUCAGCCCAUUGCAGAUGGAGUUAAACUAUUUAUUAAAGAGCCAAUCCGCCCAUCUACAUCAUCCCCAUUUCUAUUUCUAGCUACCCCCAUACUUGCCCUAACACUAGCCAUAACCCUAUGAGCCCCCAUUCCUAUACCACACCCAGUAACAGACUUAAAUCUAGGAGUACUAUUUAUUCUCGCCUUGUCAAGCCUUGCCGUGUAUUCGAUUCUAGGAUCUGGUUGAGCCUCAAAUUCAAAAUAUGCCCUAAUUGGUGCCCUACGAGCCGUGGCUCAAACAAUCUCGUAUGAAGUGAGCCUAGGACUUAUUCUUCUAGCAGUAAUUAUUUUUUCCGGCGGUUAUACACUCCAAAUAUUUAAUACAACACAAGAGGGUAUUUGACUUCUAAUUCCGGCCUGACCCCUAGCUGCAAUGUGGUAUAUUUCAACGCUGGCAGAAACAAACCGUGCACCUUUUGAUCUAACUGAAGGUGAGUCUGAGUUAGUCUCCGGAUUUAACGUAGAAUAUGCAGGUGGACCCUUUGCCCUUUUUUUCCUAGCUGAAUAUGCCAAUAUUUUAUUAAUGAAUACCCUAUCUGCAGUUCUUUUCCUGGGCGCCUCACAUAUUCCAACCUUGCCUGAACUAACAACAUUUAAUUUAAUGACUAAAGCCGCACUUCUUUCCCUAGUCUUCUUAUGAAUUCGUGCCUCCUAUCCUCGAUUCCGCUAUGACCAACUUAUGCAUCUAGUGUGAAAAAAUUUUCUACCACUAACCCUAGCCCUAGUUCUUUGACACACAGCCCUCCCCAUUGCAUUUGCAGGACUCCCCCCCCAACUAUAACAACAGGAACCGUGCCUGAACGUCUAAGGACCACUUUGAUAGAGUGGCUUAUGAGGGUUAAAGCCCCUCCAGUUCCUAGAAAGAAGGGAAUCGAACCCAUACUCAGGAGAUCAAAACUCCUGGUGCUUCCUCUACACCACUUUCUAUGAUAAGGUCAGCUAAUUAAGCUUUCGGGCCCAUACCCCGAACAUGACGGUUAAAAUCCCUCCCCUAUCAAUGAACCCUUAUGUAUUAGUUAUUUUAUUGUCCAGCCUGGGAUUAGGAACCACACUAACCUUCGCAAGCUCCCACUGACUACUAGCCUGAAUAGGAUUAGAAAUUAAUACCUUAGCUAUUAUCCCUCUCAUAGCGCAGCAACAUCACCCACGAGCAGUUGAGGCUACAACUAAGUACUUUCUUACCCAAGCAACAGCCGCAGCAAUAAUUCUAUUUGCAGCUACAACAAACGCAUGAUUAGUGGGAGAAUGAGACAUUAAUAGCCUAUUCCACCCACUAGCAUCAACACUAGUUAUUGCAGCAUUAGCCCUAAAAAUUGGCCUGGCCCCCGUACACUUUUGACUUCCAGAAGUCCUUCAAGGACUAGACCUACUAACAGGACUAAUUUUAUCCACGUGACAAAAACUAGCCCCGUUUGCACUAAUUAUUCAAGUUGCCCCAACGAUUGACCCCUACCUCCUCUCAUCCUUGGGCCUCCUAUCAACCCUUGUGGGGGGGUGGGGUGGCCUAAACCAGACCCAAUUACGAAAAAUCCUUGCAUAUUCUUCUAUUGCUCAUAUGGGUUGAAUAUUAAUUGUUCUACAAUUUGCCCCCCAAUUAACCCUCCUAGCCCUAGGAACCUACAUUUUUAUAACAACCACAGCAUUCCUCUCAUUCAAAGUGUCACAAGCCACAAAAAUUAACACACUCUCAGUAACAUGAACAAAAAACCCAACCCUCAUGGUAAUUACAACCCUAGCAAUACUCUCCCUAGGAGGACUCCCCCCACUAACUGGGUUUAUACCCAAAUGGCUUAUUCUUCAAGAAUUAACAAAACAAGAACUUCCCCUCACAGCAACAAUUAUGGCCCUAGCAGCCCUAUUAAGCCUAUAUUUUUAUCUACGACUAUGUUAUGCAAUAGCCCUAACAAUUUCACCCACCACAACCAACUCAACCUUACCAUGACGAACCCCCAAUACCCAAUCAACUCUUACUCUAGCCCUAACCUCAUCAAUUGCCUUAGGACUCCUCCCAAUUACCCCAGCCAUCCUGGCACUGGUUACCUAAAGGCUUAGGAUAAUUAAGACCAAGGGCCUUCAAAGCCCUAAGUAGGAGUUAAAAUCUCCUAGCCUUUGGCUAAGACUUGCGGGACUUUAUCCCACAUCUUCUGAAUGCAAGCCAGACACUUUAAUUAAGCUAAAGCCUUCCUAGAUGAGAAGGCCUCGAUCCUACAAACUCUUAGUUAACAGCUAAGCGCCCAAACCAGCGGGCAUUCAUCUACUUUCCCGCCGUUGGGUGAGUAAGGCGGGAAAGCCCCGGCAGACGUCAAUCUGCGUCUUUGGAUUUGCAAUCCAAUAUGUUAUACACCACGGGGCUUGGUAGGAAGAGGACUUAAACCUCUAUCUACGGGGCUACAACCCGCCACCUGACUUCGGCCAUCCUACCUGUGGCAAUCACACGCUGAUUCUUCUCUACUAACCACAAAGAUAUUGGCACCCUCUACCUUGUAUUUGGUGCCUGAGCCGGAAUGGUCGGAACGGCUCUCAGCCUUUUGAUUCGUGCUGAGCUCAGCCAACCUGGAUCUCUCCUGGGGGAUGACCAAAUUUAUAAUGUUAUUGUUACCGCACAUGCCUUUGUCAUGAUUUUCUUUAUAGUAAUGCCAAUUCUCAUCGGUGGCUUUGGAAAUUGACUAAUUCCACUAAUGAUUGGGGCCCCAGAUAUAGCAUUUCCACGAAUAAACAAUAUAAGCUUUUGACUCCUGCCACCCUCAUUUCUACUAUUACUAGCCUCCUCUGGUGUUGAAGCCGGGGCUGGAACAGGAUGAACAGUUUACCCACCGCUGGCAGGUAAUCUCGCCCAUGCAGGUGCAUCCGUUGACCUUACCAUCUUUUCUCUUCACCUAGCAGGUGUAUCUUCAAUUCUGGGAGCAAUUAAUUUUAUUACCACAACAAUUAAUAUGAAACCCCCAGCCAUUUCACAAUAUCAAACACCCUUAUUUGUCUGAGCAGUCCUUGUAACCGCCGUUCUUCUCCUUUUGUCCCUGCCUGUCUUAGCUGCUGGGAUUACUAUGCUUUUAACAGACCGAAACCUAAAUACAACAUUCUUUGACCCGGCAGGAGGAGGAGACCCAAUCCUAUACCAGCACUUAUUCUGAUUCUUUGGCCACCCAGAAGUAUACAUUUUAAUUUUACCAGGAUUCGGGAUUAUCUCACAUGUUGUAGCCUACUACGCUGGUAAAAAAGAACCUUUCGGCUACAUGGGAAUAGUCUGAGCUAUGAUGGCCAUUGGCCUCUUAGGCUUCAUUGUCUGAGCCCACCAUAUGUUUACGGUCGGGAUAGAUGUUGACACCCGUGCAUACUUCACAUCUGCUACAAUAAUUAUUGCUAUUCCUACAGGUGUAAAAGUCUUUAGCUGACUGGCCACCCUUCACGGGGGCUCAAUUAAAUGAGAGACCCCAAUACUCUGAGCUCUAGGAUUUAUCUUCCUAUUCACAGUGGGUGGACUUACCGGGAUUGUUCUAGCUAACUCAUCCAUCGACAUUGUUCUCCACGACACAUAUUAUGUAGUUGCUCACUUCCACUAUGUACUCUCAAUGGGUGCAGUCUUUGCUAUUAUAGCCGGCUUUGUACACUGAUUCCCACUAUUUACAGGUUAUACUCUACAUAGCACAUGAACUAAAAUCCACUUUGGGGUUAUGUUUUUAGGUGUCAACCUCACCUUCUUCCCACAGCACUUCCUUGGCCUUGCAGGUAUGCCCCGACGGUACUCAGACUACCCAGAUGCCUAUACACUGUGAAACACAGUCUCAUCUAUUGGAUCUAUAAUUUCACUAGUAGCUGUAAUCAUGUUCCUAUUUAUCUUAUGAGAAGCCUUCGCCGCUAAACGGGAAGUCCUAUCCGUAGAACUAACCGCAACAAAUGCCGAGUGACUCCAUGGAUGCCCUCCCCCCUAUCACACAUUUGAGGAGCCAGCAUUUGUUCAAGUUCAAUCAAAUUAACCGAGGAAGGGAGGAGUUGAACCCCCUUGUGCUGGUUUCAAGCCAGCCGCAUAACCAUUCUGCCACUUCCUUAA